CGAGGUUCGUUGAAUCUGCAUCGCGGAAAGACAACGAUCGCCAGUCUCCGUUCCUUUCCUCUCUACUGCAGCUAUUCGCAGUGAUAUCACCUUUGUCUCUGCCGCUCGUUUUUGUCGUCCAAAGCGUCUAAACCCGCUUUCAACAACCAAAACGCAGCGAGGUGGGGUGAAAAUCUAUCAGCGCCCCCACAAAACAUCUGAAAUAUUCUACGACGGCACAACAGCACAGCACUAAGCGCGAUACAAAAGACAGCCAGGAAGACCUGAGUAAAAGUAGCCGCAAUCAUGGCGCCGAGCUUUGAUCAUCUCCCAGACCCGGAGGACGAUGAGUUCGAUGAGGAUGAGCUGGACUUUUCGGACCUUCGAGAAAGAUUUGAAGUCCAGCUUGAGCAAGGACUGGAUACAUUUGUGGUCAUCGACGGACUGCCAGAAGUCACGGAGGAAACGAAGCCCAAGUUGAUCAAGUUCUUAUUGAGAAAGUUGAACGCAGUUGGAAGAACGCGCGAGGAUUCUAUAUUCAUGCCCAUUGGCGACGAUGGAAAAUCACACAAAUUCGCUUUCGUUGAAUACUCCACUCCCGCAGAGGCGCUCGCUGCUUGCAAAAGCCUCGACGGUGUUCCGCUCGACAAGAAGCACACCCUCCGAGUCAACAAAUUGACGGAUAUUGAUCGAUUUGGGCGGGAGGGUCGUAUUGACGAACACUACACUCCUCCAAAGAUCGAGGAGUUCCAAGAGAAGGAGCAUCUGAGAUCAUGGUUGGCGGAUCCUAGCGGCCGUGGACGCGACCAGUUUGUCAUGUACACCGACGACAGAGUGCGAGUUUUCUGGAACAAUGAGAAGGACCCACCCGAGCCGAUUGUUGACCGCCAACACUGGACUGAGUCUUUUGUGCAAUGGUCCCCACAAGGAACGUAUCUGACAUCCAUGCAUCAGCAGGGUGUGCAGCUCUGGGGUGGACCAUCAUGGACUCGACAGAAGCGUUUCGCGCAUCCUUUCGUCAACCUGGUCGAUUUCUCACCUGGAGAGAAGUAUUUGACAACAUGGUCAAAUCGACCUAUCUCGAUUCCCGAAGAGGGUCAUCCAGCAUUGUCAGUCGAUGAUGAUGGCAAGAACUACGUUAUCUGGGAUAUCGAGACUGGCAAACCACUUCGAUCCUUUGCAAAUAUCGACCUCCCAAGUAACGCCAAUGAUGAAGCAGGUCAGCCUAUAAAGAGAAAGAUCGUAUGGCCAGCUUUCAAAUGGUCAGCCGACGACAAAUAUGUUGCACGUUUGACACAAGGCACCUCUAUUUCGGUUUACGAGCUUCCUCGUAUGAACCUUCUAGACAAGACCACAAUUAAGAUUGAGGGUGUUAUGGAUUUCGAAUGGGCUCCAGCUACACCCCACCGAGAAGGUGUCAAGACCUACGAGCAACUGUUCUGCUAUUGGACUCCCGAGAUUGGCAGCAAUCCCGCAAAGGUCGGUCUGAUGAGCAUCCCCUCCAAGGAAGUUGUCAGAACCUUGAACUUGUUCAGUGUUACGGAUGCAAAGCUUCACUGGCAGUCAGAAGCGUCGUACUUGUGUGUAAAGGUUGAUCGCCAUUCAAAAUCCAAGAAAUCCUUGGCUACCAGUCUUGAAAUUUUCCGAAUUCGAGAGAAGGGAGUACCUGUCGAAGUCGUUGAUUCCAUCAAGGAUACCGUUAUAAACUUCGCUUGGGAGCCAAAGGGUGACCGAUUCGUAAUCAUCACUACAGCUGAGGUCGUUGCACCUACAGCUGUUCCUCCUAAGACAUCCGUUUCUUUCUACUGCCCAGAAAAGGUCAAGGGCCCUGGUGUUGGCAACUUUAAGCACAUCCGAACAUACGACAAGAAGAACAGCAAUGCCAUCUACUGGUCACCAAGAGGUCGUUUUGUCAUUGUUGCUACCGUUCACUCGCAGCAAAGCUUCGAUAUGGAGUUCUUCGAUAUGGACUUCGAGGGCGAGAAGCCGGAGAGCGACAAGGAUUUGACCGCCAACCUCCAGCUCAUGAACACCGCUGAACACUACGGUGUCACCGACAUCGACUGGGAUCCCACUGGACGAUUCGUCGCCACCAGUGCCAGUAUCUGGAAGCAUACCAUGGAAAACGGCUACCACCUGUACGACUUCAAGGGUGAGCAACUGCGCGAAGAGCCCGUCGAGAAAUUCAAGCAGUGGCUCUGGCGCCCACGCCCACCCACGCUCCUUACCAAGGAAGAGCAGAAGCAGAUCCGCAAGAACCUCCGUGAAUACAGCAAGAUCUUCGAGCAAGAGGAUGCUGACCGCGGCGCCUCGGCUGACUUGGCUGUCGUUGAACACAGGAGGAGACUGUUGGAGGAGUGGAUGUCAUGGCGCGCAAGCAUCGAGGAGGAAGUCAAGGAGGAGCGCGCAGCUCGGGGACUCCCACUCGAUCCGCUCGAGGGUAUCAUCAAGAAGACCACCGAGGGCGAGGACCAGAUCAUCGAGGAGAUCGUCGAGGAGAUCGUCGAGGAGACCGAAGAGAUCGUGCCGUGAAUUUAGUUGGGAGCCGAUGUAUAACGAGAGGAUUUUCCAUAGUUUCCAUAG
Messenger RNA from Amorphotheca resinae ATCC 22711, 2562 nucleotides. RefSeq lists its product as hypothetical. NCBI's taxonomy places the organism in Eukaryota, Fungi, Ascomycota, Leotiomycetes, Helotiales, Amorphothecaceae. Gene Ontology annotation, cellular component: eukaryotic translation initiation factor 3 complex. Gene Ontology annotation, biological process: translational initiation. Gene Ontology annotation, molecular function: translation initiation factor binding; translation initiation factor activity; RNA binding. The coding region runs from base 286 to 2511 and encodes 741 amino acids. The transcript is spliced from 3 exons. The record is from RefSeq and is a predicted model, not a curated record.